UUCCGGGUCAGCCGGAAGUGACCCUCGGUGGAGCAGUUACCACAGCAACGGCCGGGCGCGCGGCCGGACAUAGUGAAGAUGGCGGUGACUGGCUGGUUGGAGAGUCUGCGGGCGGCCGAGAAGACGGCGUUGCUGCAGGACGGAAGAAGAAAGGUCCAUUAUUUGUUUCCAGAUGGGAAGGAAAUGGCUGAAGAAUACGACGAGAAGACAAGCGAACUGCUUGUGAGAAAGUGGCGUGUGAAAAGUGCCCUGGGAGCCCUGGGCCAGUGGCGGCUUGAAGUGGGAGAGCCAGUGCCCCCAGGAGCGGGGAGCCUGGGGCUCGAGCUCAUCAAGGAGACCAGUGCCAGUCCUGUCUUCAUGCGCAAGGACACCAAGAUGACUUUCCAGUGGCGGAUCCGGAACCUCCCCUAUCCUAAGGAUGUCUACAGUGUCUGUGUGGCCCCAAAGGAGCGCUGCAUUGUUGUCAGGACAAGCAACAAAAAGUACUACAAGAAGUUCUCCGUUCCUGACCUAGACAGACACCAGCUACCCCUGGAUGAGUCCUUGCUGAGCUUUGCUCAUGCCAACUGCACCCUGAUAAUCUCUUAUGAGAAGCCAAAGGAGAUCUUGAUGGCAGAGUCAGAGCUACAGAAAGAGCUAAAGAAGGUGCAGACAGCCCACAGCGAUGACGGAGAUUGUAAGACCCAGUAGCUGGCCCCGCCCUACACCUUGGUGGAGGCUUUUGCGACACUCGGCCUGGCCUUGUGGUGUGGGGCAGCCACCCAGAGCCGAGAGCACUGGCCCAGGGGCACUGGCAGCCCCACUUCCCCAGUAAAGUCCUUCUGAGUUACUGCA
This is a messenger RNA of Heterocephalus glaber (naked mole-rat), 834 nucleotides long. It is a transcript of the gene Dpcd, whose product is annotated as deleted in primary ciliary dyskinesia homolog (mouse). The record is from RefSeq and is a predicted model, not a curated record. NCBI's taxonomy places the organism in Eukaryota, Metazoa, Chordata, Mammalia, Rodentia, Bathyergidae.